AUGGAUCGUCAGCAACAUAAUCAUGAUAAUGGAUUCGGUCCACUUUCAGAGCGUCGUGGAAAAGCCUCGCUUAUCGCUGCCUUGUUCGUGGUUACUUUUUGUGUAGCUGUCCAUUUGAAGAUCGCCCAUUCUACCGCAAACCAACAGGGCAGAGACGAAUUCGUCUUUCUGCUCUUUAUCAGUGCUCUUUUAACACUGAGUUUAGCCGUUGGCGAGGUGGUGCGUAGAGCCUGUCUGGGGAUUGAAGAGAUUCAACAUAGGCAAACUCGAUAUGAAGGAAGUUGGACGAAGGUUUUCAAUUCCACUUUCGCUUUCAAGCAUGCUCGCAGUAUUCUGGUCGUGGGCGUUGCGUCCUUUCUGAUAGUGUCUUUUGCCUUGCACCUAGACUGUGACACUUUCUGUCGUGCAGAAUAUGCGAUCUUUUCCUCAUUGAAUUGCUUCCUGGCCCCUCAGCUGUUGUUUCUUGUCGGUUUGCGAGAGCUUUCUAGCGUGGAAGUAUCAGAGAUCAACGAGAGAGAAAACAAAAAUGUGGCCGAUGGUCUAGCUUGGAGCUACUAUUUUGGUUACUUGAAACUGGUGUUACCACAUCUUGAGGGACAGAUCGCAAUAUCAAAGCCCUACAGGUACAAGAUUACAAAGAAAAAGCUCUUCAUAUUGCUUCCCAAAAACUGCUACACCUGCGCUACAAUUAAGGAGGCCGACCCAAGAAUAACGGUAGCAGGAAAUCUCGAUUCAUAUGACAUUACCCGAGGUGGGAUAUUGAAGCGAUCCUAUAAGCACACCGUACACAAAAUAGAGAUGCCACGCCCAGAUGGAGAGGUUGAUGAAUAUCACGUGGUUCUGGAGUAUGCCACCCCCCUGAUGUCCCUGUACGAUAUGUCUCGGCAUCCAGAAGGUGGACUGAGUCGCCAAGAGCGAGAUGAACAGGUAACUUGAUCCGAACAUACAAAUAUUUUAACCAGUUAUUAUCCUGUUCAGUCUUUCCUUUUAUAGUAAUAACACCCACCUAUAGGGUGUGUGGAUAUAAAAUGGAAUGGCGCAAUGUCUUACUCCAAGGUUUUUAUCACCAACAACCCUCUUGAGUAUGGAAGGUGCUGUUUGAAACGCUCCUAUAAACAGUCAAAGCUCUCCUUAUCAUGACCACUUUCCAGCUCUAAGUUACAACCAGCAAUUGUGCCAUUUGGACUGUGACUUUUUAGCCUGAAUUUCCAAGUAUGUGACUAGAGGAUAUGUCUGAAAUUCAGGCUACCAUGACUUAAACUUAACAAUUAGUUCAUGCAUCAGCGUAUGUACUGUAUUUAUUCGAUUAACCGCCCUGAGCGCUUAUUAAAAUUUUUGGACCUUGAGAGUGAGCCCUUAUUCCAGGUGGGCACUUAUUAGAGGUUGGGGGCUUAUUAAAUUUUCACCAUUUUCAACAAGCGAAGUAUGUCUAUUUUGCAACAAAUUAUAACAAUAAAAUUAAUGCCAAUAACAAAAUGCGAAGAAUUAACAAAGCAAGGUUUCUGUAAAAUACUCUGAAGAAAACUCCGUCCUCAGGGAAGUCUCUUAUUAGAAUAUAUUCACUCAAGUUGGUGGGGUGGGGGUGAGCGCUUUUUUGAGUUUGAUGGGAGGAGGAGGGGGUGGGUGCUUAUUCGAGGCUGGGCGCUAUAUUAACUUUUUCUGCCUUUAGGAUGGGUGCUUAUUCGAGGUGGGCGCUAAUUCGAAGUUGGGCGCUUAUUCGAAUAAAUACGGUAUGUCAAGAUAUUGACAUAAUAUGACUGCUAGCAUAAUCGUCCAUAGUUGCCAUGGCACCAAGUGCACAUUUAUUAUGUAUUUCCCAUCAUAAUAUAGCGGUGGUUAGCUCGAAAGCUAAGCUCCUCUGACCACCGUACAGUUCUAUCCAAGCCAUUAAUUUUCUUUUUUUUCCCUUCUUCUUCUCCUUUAUUAGUGUAUUCCUACCUUACUAUAUAUAAAGCAAAUAUUUAUAAACUGUGAAUAAUAAAAUUGAAUUGAAUUGAAUUGAGCAUGCAAGAAGUUUGCAGAGUAUGAAAGAGGCAUAAGAGUUGUUCGAGGUGCAGCCGAGAGCAACUCUAGCACAAUCAAUGCAGCUUGAUUAACUUAAAAUUUUAUUAUAGUAGCACACGCUCAAAGCAGUAGGCAUCAAUGUCUACUUGACUAUAUGUUUUGAUCUCACAGUUAUAUUUUUAUCCUGAAACUGAGAGAAAGUUUACUCAAGUUGAUAACUCUCAAAAAAGAUUGUAAAAUCCAUAAUUGAGGUGCCGAAAAACUAUUAAUUCACUGAAAAAUUAUUUUUGAGAUAAACAAUGCUGCAAAUGAUCUGCACACGCCAUAACCCGCACAGCUUGUAGAAAUGAUGACAACAACAACACUAACCUCUUUUCCCUACCAUUAGUUAACAAAAUCAAAAGUUUUCUCUUAAAUUUACCUUAUAAAACACAAUAUGGUAAACGCUUCAUCGUGUACUGUUGAAUUAUGGAUGGACUUGGGAGACGUCUUCCCAACUUGGGAGGGCUGCUAAGCUCACAACAACUCGAGGUAUAGUUUGUUGACAUCAUCAGUACGCUCGAUGGGAACAUGAACCAUGUUCACGCUACUGGAGUUGAUUAAGUGAAAAUUCUAGCUACCGUAAAAUUCCGAAAAUAAGCCCUGGGGCUUAUAUUUUUCAAUGGCCCUUUUGGGGGGCUUAUGUUUAGAGGGGCUUAUAUUUGGAGGGACCUAUCUAUGGAGGGAAAUUUCUUUUCAAAAUGGAUUGAGCUAGCCUUAAAGUUGGAAGUAACUUAACUGUUUAGGCUUUGUUUUACUUUGUAUCUGAGGGCAAUUUUCCAAGUACAAGUCCCUGGGGGGCUUAAUAUAUUUGGAGAGGCGAUUUAAUGGAGGGUUUUUUGCGUUACCGGUUUGGGGGGCUUAUAUUUGGAGGGGCUUAUUUUCGGAAUUUUACGGUUCGUAUGUUAUAAUUUGUGAUGAAAAGCUCUUGUAAGCGACUGCAACCACUUUUGUUUCAAUCACCAGCUUGUUUUUCACAGUUUUUCACUGUUGUUAAGUUCUACAAGGCACCUAUACUCAUUAACUUGAACGCAUUAACGUGUUGAUCCAAUCUAGGAUAUUUAUACAUUACAAUAUAAGCGUUAAGGUUAAACAUUAUGUAGGAUGUGAUAAAAAAUGAAAAAAAAAAAAACAUUUCAUAUUACUUCAGCUAAAUGUUUUGGUAUUGUUAAGUGCUAAAUGUCUUAUAAGCGACCAUACACCCUCAAUAAUUUUUAUCAUAUGGUCAGCAUCUUACCUGAUAUGCCUUGUUUACCAUAAUAUUAUUUUGUAAUAGUGUUAUUGUUGUUGUUGUAGGUGGUGCUGUUUAUCCGCAAAUUAAGAGAAAUCUUAGACAGUUGUAAAGACUGUGAAGGGAAAUAUGAAUUAGUGCCAAUCUCAGGAGAAACAGCUCCAAGGGAUGAAAGAGAUGAGAGAGAUCAAAAUAGGAUUGCAGAUGUGUUGGUACGGAUC
Molecule: messenger RNA, 3495 nt
Organism: Porites evermanni
Lineage: Eukaryota; Metazoa; Cnidaria; Anthozoa; Scleractinia; Poritidae
Source: the annotation of a GenBank genome assembly